This is a messenger RNA of Misgurnus anguillicaudatus (oriental weatherfish), 4393 nucleotides long. RefSeq names its product NACHT, LRR and PYD domains-containing protein 3-like. The record is from RefSeq and is a predicted model, not a curated record. NCBI's taxonomy places the organism in Eukaryota, Metazoa, Chordata, Actinopteri, Cypriniformes, Cobitidae. Gene Ontology annotation, molecular function: protein binding.
GUAAAGCUCUCAACUAACCAAUGAACUGAGCUAAGCAAGAACCAUCAUUUAUUAACUAUUUUCUCUUUCUUAUUUUAUUUCUUUGUUAUUUUUAAUUAUUGCAUGUUUGGGACACAACUUUGAAAUUAGAAAUAAAGUAAAAUGUUUACUUUACAUUUAAAUAUUGAUUGGAAAGUUUCUGGCUCCUCCUUAUGUGACAGGUGAAAGUGAAACUAUUUAAUCAGGAUUCACCUUGCGAUUAGAGAAAAGUAUGUAACUAUAGCUAGGUAUGUAGAAGAUUUAAAAUCUUUUUAAAGGUGAUAUUCUAGUCAACAAAGAAGUGAAGAUCAGCAGUUCCUUUGUAGGUAUAAAAUAACCAUUUGAGCUGCUGUCAUGAGUCUCUCGGGGAAAAAAAACACAAUGAACAGCUGUGUGUCCAUGAAGAGUGAUGCAUCAAUGGAUUAUCCACUGCACUUUAGUGCUGGAGACACUGGCUUAUAUCUGAGUCAUUUCAGUAAAGCAGCAGAUGAAUCAAAAUCCUUAAAAGGAAAUAACAUGGAUUCUGUUUUCCAGGAGCUUGAGCACAAAAUCAUCUCUCUGCUGAAGAAAGAGCUAGAGAUAUUCAAGAGAUUACUGAGCCCAAACUACCUAGAACGCUCUGAGAAAGAUGAUGGUGAUGAUGAUCAGAGCAGAGUCAAAGUGGAGUUUUUGAAGAUCACACUGCACGUAAUGAAGAAGAUGAACCAGACAGACCUAGCUAACACAUUACAAACCAAACUCGCCCCUUUGUGUUUGAAAACACACAAAUCCAGACUAAAAGAGAGAUUUCAGAGAAUUAAUGAAGGAAUAUCAAAUCAAGGAAGCUCAACACUUGUGAAUGAGAUCUACACAGAGCUAUACAUCACAGAGGGAGGGAGUGGAGAGAUUAAUAAUGAACAUGAGGUGAGACAAAUUGAGACAACAUCCAGAAGAUCCGAGACACAAGAAACACCAAUCAAAUGUAAUGACAUCUUUAAGCCUUCACCUGGACAAGACAAACGCAUCAGAACUGUGCUGACUAAAGGAGUCGCUGGAAUUGGAAAAACUGUCUCUGUACAGAAGUUCAUACUGGACUGGAGUGAAGGAAAAGCAAAUCAGGAUAUGCACUUCAUAUUUCCACUUCCUUUCAGAGAGCUAAAUCUGAUAAAACAGAAAAAUAUCAGUCUGAUGGAUCUUCUUCAUCAGUUCUUCAUAGAUACAAAACAACUGAGAUCAACAGAUCUUGAUGACUACAAAGUUGUGUUUAUCUUUGAUGGUCUGGAUGAGUGUCGACUUCCACUAGAUUUCUUAAACAAUCAGAGUUUGUUUGACGUAAGAGAAUCAGCUUCAGUGGAUGUGCUGCUGACAAACCUCAUCAAGGGGAAUCUGCUUCCUUCUGCUCUGAUCUGGGUAACAUCACGACCAGCAGCAGCCAAUCAGAUUCCUCCUGACUGGGUCCAUCAGAUCACAGAUGUACGAGGAUUCAAUGAUCCUCAGAAGAAUGAGUAUUUCAUCAAGAGAAUAAAUGAUCAGAGUCUGGCCAACAGAAUCAUCAGACACGUCAAAUCAUCCAGGAGUUUGUACAUCAUGUGUCACAUCCCAGUCUUCUGUUGGAUUACAGCCACUGUUCUAGAGAGAAUGUUGAGUGAAUCAGAGAGUCAAGCAGAGAUCCCCAAGACUCUCACUCAAAUGUUUACACACUUCCUGAUCUUUCAGACCAAACUGAAGAGUCAGAAGUAUGAUGGGAAAUGUGAAGUAGAUCUUCAACAGGUCAGAAAGAGUCUUCUGUCACUGGGAAAACUGGCUUUUCAACAGCUUGAGAAAGGGAAUCUGAUCUUCUAUGAGGAGGAUCUGAGAAAGUGUGACAUUGAUGUCAGAGAAGCUGCAGUGUACUCAGGAGUUUGUACUCAGAUCUUCAGAGAGGAGUUUGGACUGUAUUUGGGGAAGGUUUACAGCUUUGUGCACCUGAGCAUUCAGGAGUUUCUUGCUGCUUUUUAUAAGUUUCAGUUAUUUUUUCUGGACAAAGAAAGCAAGUCAAGUAUGACUGAUUUAUUGAAGAGUGAAGUGGAUGAGGCAUUACAGAGUGAGAACGGACACCUGGACCUUUACCUACGAUUUCUUCUGGGUCUCUCACUGGAAUCCAAUCGGAAGAUCUUACAAGAUCUGAUGACACAGUCAGAAGGCAGCUCUGACAGCAAACAGGAAAUAGUUGAGUACAUUAAGAUGAAGAUCAGAGAAAAUCAAUGUCCAGAGAAAACCAUCAAUCUGUUUCACUGUCUGAAUGAACUGAAUGAUCAAUCUCUAAUGCAGGAGGUUCAACGAUACUUAAACAGAAGAGAACAUAACUACUGUCUUUAUGGAGUAAGUCUUUCUCCUACUCAGUGGUCUGCUCUGGUGUUUGUGUUACUGAACUCAAAAGAGGAGCUGUAUGAGUUUAUAUUGAGCAAAUAUAAUCCAUCAGAUGAAUGUCUUCUGAGGCUGCUGCCAGUGGUUAAAGCAUCCAGAAAAGCUGAUCUAAGUGACUGUAACCUCACAGAGAGAGGUUGUUCGGCAUUGGCCUCAGUACUCAUCCUAAACUCCACAAAUCUAAGAGAACUUAACCUGAGCUACAAUGAUUUGCAGGAUUCAGGAGUGAGGAUGCUCUGUACUGGACUGAAGAAUCCAAACUGUAAAUUGGAGGCACUACAACUGGAGUUCUGCAGUAUUGGAGAUGAAGGUUGUGCUGAUUUAGUUUCAGCUCUGAGUUCAAACCCCUUACACCUGAGAAAACUAAAUUUAAUUCUUAAUAAAUUAGGAGAUUCAGGAGUGAAGCUGCUCUCUGAUCUACUGAAGGAUCCCCGCUGUAAAUUAGAGAAGCUACAUCUGAGUAACUGUGAUAUUACAGAGAAAGGUUGCUCUGCACUGUCCUCGGUUCUCACCUCAAACUUCUCAAGUCUGACAGAACUGAACCUGAGUGACAAUAAACUGCAAGAUUCGGGUGUGAAGCUGCUCUGUGACGGACUAAAACAUGCAAACUGUAAACUGGAGAUAUUACAUCUAUAUCGUUGCAAUUUUGGAAAUGAAGGUUGUGCUGCUUUGGCCUCAGCUCUGAGAUCAAACCCAUCACAUCUGAGAGAACUGAAUCUGAUCUAUAAUAACCCAGGAGAUUUAGAAGUAAAACUGCUCUCUGAUCUACUGGAGGAUCCACACUGUAAACUAAAGAAGCUUCAUAUUUUCCCUCGACUAUAACAGCAAUGUUCAAACACUACCAACUGCAUUCUAUCAUAAAUUGCAUGAGCUGCCUGCUUCUUACUGAACUAAAGCAGCAACAGUGAUCCAGCAGUGUCAUCACUUUUCUUGGACUCAGCUGAGACUCGCAUUAUUUGUGAAUUUAAUCUGAUGGUGCGUGGUGUGCUGUUACAUUAGCACUGUAGCCUCACAGCAAGAAGGUAUCCGGUUCAAUCAUGGUUUGGAAGGUCUUUUGUAUGGUUCUCUGGUUUCCUCUCCGAAAACAUGCUGGUUGGGUGAACUGGAGAUGCCAAAUUGUUCAUAAACUUAUUGUGUAUAGAUUAAUUUGUGUGUACAUUACCUUGUUCUCACCAUGAAUGUAGCCAUAGAUGGUGGAAUGGUUUCAAGCAAUAAAUAAAUCCAAGAUGACGUUUACUUUCAUUUUAAGGAUCUACGACAUGAUUUUCAAAUUUAUAUAAAAUAAAAAUGUCAUAGCAGACCACAGUAAAGGACAGUUUCAACCAAUAUACACUUUGCACUUUUAAUGAUUGGUUUGUAAAAACCUUCACAAUUCUUUUUGGGUGUUUUCACACAUUGUGAACACGUACAUUUGUCAUGGAAAUGCUUAGUUGGUCGUUUGAUGGUUCAUACAACACUCAUAAGCUGCCAUCAUGAUUUGUGAGCCCUACUGAAAAAUCCAGCUAAGACCAGCACAAGCUGUUAGCUGGUUUAAGGUGGCAGGAGCUGGUCUAAGCUGAUCCUCCCAGCCUGGCAAAGCUGGUCAAGCUGGUGGGUCAGCUGGUCUUCCAGCAUGACCAGCUAAGUCCAGCUAGAUCAGGUUAAAAAGUGACCAGAACACAGCUAGACCAGCUAGCUACACCAGCAAUACCAGCUAAAUCCAAGCUGGGAGACCAGCUAAAACCAGCUCACCAGCUUAUGCUGGUUUUAGCUGGAUUUUUCAGUAGGGAGUUGUUUUACGGUAACGUUUUGUUACAGAGUUCUUAAGUCAACAGCUUGCCCAGUUUCAAUCUUCACUCAUGGCAUUGUACAUAUUUUAGCUUUUUUUAAAUGUCCUAAUAAAAAUGUUCUUAAUUUCGUUUUAAGAAUAACAAGAACUAUAAAAAAUAACAGAAUAUAAAAAAGUAACAAUGUAUUUCUUUAAAAUUUAAUGAGUUAAAAAAUAAAAACA